Messenger RNA from Spodoptera frugiperda (fall armyworm), 2468 nucleotides. RefSeq names its product DNA replication factor Cdt1 (gene dup). Gene Ontology annotation, cellular component: nucleus. NCBI's taxonomy places the organism in Eukaryota, Metazoa, Arthropoda, Insecta, Lepidoptera, Noctuidae. Bases 146 to 1987 code for a protein of 613 amino acids. Gene Ontology annotation, molecular function: DNA polymerase binding; DNA binding. The record is from RefSeq and is a predicted model, not a curated record. The transcript is spliced from 3 exons. Gene Ontology annotation, biological process: DNA replication checkpoint signaling; DNA replication preinitiation complex assembly; mitotic cell cycle.
CUUCUCGCGUUACGCCACUUCAGCACCAAGCCUAAAUCAAGUGAAGUGCCAACGGUCGAUUUGGAGGGAAAAAUUGGUGUUAAGAAACAGAUUAGCCUAAUUCUAUUAGGCAUUUAUUUAUUUUUUAAAUAAAUCGUUCACUACGAUGUCGCAAACAGCCAUUACUUCGUUUUUUCAGAGCAGAAAAAGGCCAGCAUCUGAAGAUCUUGUUACUUCUAAGAGCAAAAUACCACACGUUGAUCGAACUCUACCAAGUGGUAAAGCUCUUUCAGAAACAAAAUGUGAAAUUAUAGCUAAAGAUUCCCAUCAACUUACUAAAUCAAGUGCGAUUAAAAACGAGGAACCAAAACAAAGUGCUAUUCAGCAUGCUUCGUCAAAAGAACAAACGAAACAAGAAUCGACAGCGCCAAAGGCAUUUAGUAAGAAAGUGAAUGCCUCCAACACACCUAAAACCACACAGGCGUCUAAAAUAGAGACAACUGUGUCUUCUCGUCAAGAAUUGAGUCUUGGUGACAUAAGGAAGAAAUUAGCUGGAAGUUCGAGGUUAGCUGAGUUGAGAGCUACUGCUGAUAGACUGAGCAAAGGCAUAAAGGAACUGCAGCAAGCCAGUGAAAAACGUAACCUUCGAGAAUUUAAAUCUAUUGAUGUGGAAGUACCAGUGAGUCCCAGUAAGAAGGCCCAGCUUCAGCAGAAUGAGUUAUUGUCUCCAAAGAAAUGCAUGCCCGCACCAGCAGUUCCGCAGAGGCCACUUAUAUCACCGAGAAAAGUGGUGGUCAGCCCUAUCAAGAGUCCUAGCAAGGUCCCUGCAUACAUCAGACAUGCGGCCCUUGCCUCAACAUCCAGCAGCUUACCUUUGCCUCACCACUACAGAUUCCUGGCUGAACUGUUCCGUGGCAUGGAAACUGUUGUUGCUUUACUUUACAACAGAAAUGAAAAGAUAACUUUUGCCAAACUCAGACCUUCAGUACAAGAGAUGCUCAAGCGUUCAUUCACUCAAAAACAUUUGGCUCAAAUCAAACAUCUUGUACCUGAUUUCUAUAAUUAUGAAAUUCAAAAAGUGAAGAAUUUCAGUGCUUCAGCUCAGAAAGAACAAUAUGAAUUGUUGAUCUCACCUAACUUCCCUAAUGAUAUUAAAAUCAUGAAUCCAACUGUACUGCUAGAGAGGCGCAGAUACUUUUAUGACAUCUUGCUGCAGUUAGUAAAGAAGCACCAUGCACAGUACUUGCAGACACUUGACCCUCCAAUGGUGAUCCCUGACGAUAAAUUGACUCGUUGGCAUCCUGAAUUUGAUAUUGAGAAGAUACCUGAAGUUGAGAGUGCAAAGUUACCUGAAAUGCCGAAUGUUGAAAAAUUCUCAAAUGCUCAAGAUGUUCUGGCCAAGGCGCGAGAAUUAUUCAAAUGUAACACAAAGAUGGAAAGAGCUUUAGAAAAACUCGCUCAGGCAAAGGCUCGUGGCCUCACUCAGCAAGAAAUGGCUGCAACUGGCAUAACAGACAGCAAACCAAGUAUUAGUAUAAAUGGCAUGGCAAGUACCAGUACACAGACAAGCCAGCCUUCCACUAGUGCGGUGACUAUAGUGAACCCAGCACUACGCAACCUGCCCACCUCUCUGUUGGAAAAGGUAAAAGCUAAACAAGCUGCCAAAGCUUUAGAAGCCAUGACAAGGUCAUCUGAGAAUGACAAAAAGUACUUGGUUUACAGCCGUCUGCCAGAUCUAGCUCGUACUUUGCGAAAUAUCUUUGUGACUGAGAGGAAAAAUGUUUUAGCUCUAAACAUAAUUCUCUCUAAACUGGAUAGCAGCUUCAAAGCUAACAUACCUGCAAGUGAUCUGCAGAAAGAUAUCAAAGUGCUUACUGAGGAGCUGCCAGAUUUCGUUAAGUUACAUGAAAUAAGAAACAGCACUUAUUUAAAAUUAGAUAAAAAUGCUGACUUGCAGAAAAACCUGUCUAAGUUAGAGGCUUUAGCUGCAAAAUACAGAAAUGAGUAGUUAACAUUAAAUAACUUGACAAACUAAGACUGAGUAAGUAUAAAACAUAUUUGUUAAAUUAUGAAGAUUACUCGAUCAUUUUAUUAUCAUUUAAGUUGUUGUUUUAUAAAUCGUAAUACACAGUUCAACAAGUUACACAGUAUGAACUGCUUAAGUAUGUAUUAAUAGGUAAAUUCUUAAGUAUUCUUAAAUUAAAAAGUAAUUGGAUAAACAAGUAUUUGACCUCAUUUCAAACCAAAAAUAUAUAUUGACAUAGUUAAAUCUUGUAGAUUUAAGCUGACAUCUUAUAUAUUUUUUUAUUUAUUUAAUAAUGAUUCAAACCACCAUUACUAUAUAUAUUUAAUGUAUAACAUGAACUGGACAACUGUGAAACCUUUGAGUUUUUAUUGAUUUAGUUAGUGUGUGUAAUUUUUACUUUCUUUUUCUUUACUGUGUGGUAUUCUUUCUUUAAUUAUAAAAAUAAAGGUUUUAAUUGAAAGCA